This is a messenger RNA of Apis mellifera (honey bee), 1659 nucleotides long. RefSeq names its product inositol polyphosphate 5-phosphatase K. Gene Ontology annotation, molecular function: phosphatidylinositol-4,5-bisphosphate 5-phosphatase activity. The record is from RefSeq and is a predicted model, not a curated record. NCBI's taxonomy places the organism in Eukaryota, Metazoa, Arthropoda, Insecta, Hymenoptera, Apidae. Gene Ontology annotation, biological process: phosphatidylinositol dephosphorylation. The transcript is spliced from 9 exons. Bases 322 to 1614 code for a protein of 430 amino acids. Gene Ontology annotation, cellular component: plasma membrane; cytoplasm; ruffle.
GUCAUGUUCCUAGUCUAAAGGAGAUACUUUCUUUGCAGCUGUCAACGGUAUGAUUCGUUGUACAAAUAUUAUUUCCUAAUGUAUCCUAAUAGAAAAAUAAUGUGAUUUUUGUAAUUUCUUUGUUAAAAUACUUGUUAAUAAUAUUUUAAUGAAAAUUUAAAACGAAGAAACUAUUUAAUCGAUUAUUGACAUUUAUUAUGCCAUUUCUUAACCUAAAAAACAUGUUGGAAAACAUUGCAUAGUCACUAUAGUGUACCUGAUUUUUAAUGUUAAUAAAAUUAAAGUAAAAUUUUGUUACAACUUGUAUCACAAUAUUUAAAAAUGGCUGAGAAAUUGAAAUAUCUUAGAAUAUAUUUUGUUACAUGGAAUGUGGCAACAAAAUAUCCAGAACAAAGUUUGAAUAAACUCCUUGAUCUCAAUAAUAUUAACAAUUCAAAAACGUUAGCUGAUUUAUAUUUUAUUGGAUUACAAGAAGUUAAAGCUCAACCGCAAAAUAUGGUAAUGGAUAUAUUCUUUGAAGAUCCAUGGACUAAAUCUUUUAGAGAAGUGUUAAAGAAGUAUGAUUAUGUAAAAAUACGUACACAGCGUUUACAGGGUCUUGUUCUAAAUAUUUUUUGCUUAAGAAAACAUAUCACACAUUUGAGAUCGAUAGAAACUCAAUAUACACGAACAGGAUGUGGAGGCAUGUGGGGAAACAAAGGUGCAGUGAGUAUAAGACUAAAUAUAUAUGGAAUUAACAUGUGUGUAGUAAAUACACACUUGACACCACAUGACCAUUUAUUGGCAGAUAGAAUUGUGGAUUACAAUACAAUACUUACAAAUCAUAGCUUUAGUAAUCCAGAUACUUCAAGGAUAUUGUUCCAUGAUUAUGUAUUUUGGAUUGGAGAUUUAAAUUUUCGAUUACAUGGAGAAGAUUUAACUGCCACAGAGAUUGACAUAUUGGUUAAAAAAAAUCAAUUAACAACUUUGUUAGCUAAAGAUCAAUUGAAAAUGGUAAUGGAAAAAGGAGACGCUUUUGCCGAAUUAAAUGAAAGUGCUAUUACAUUCCCUCCUACUUAUAAAUAUGAAUUUGCAUCUCAAGAAUUUGAUCUUAAACGUCGACCAUCAUGGACUGAUAGAAUUUUGUACAGAGUAAAUGCAAAUAUUUAUGAUGAUAUUAAAUUAAAUGUCAUUCAGCAUAAUUAUAAAAGUCAUUCCAAUUAUAUACAAUCAGAUCACAAACCUGUUACUGGUGAAUUUGACAUUAUUAUCAGACCAAGUAUAGAAGAUUAUGGUGUAGAAUUUCAACCGGUAACAUCUUGGUUUAUAGAUGAAGAAAAUUCAGUGUCAUAUAAAUUAUUGGGAGAUGCUAGACCUGCUAGUGGUGAUUGGGUAGGUUUAUUUCCCAAUGAAUUUUCCAGUUUAGAUGAAUAUAUUGUUUAUGAAUAUGUGGGUCGAGGUAAAUCAUCGCCAAUUCCUUUUGAACCUCAUUCGAUUAUUGAACGAAUUUACUUUAAUGAUACGGCUCUCCGAGCACCCGGAAUGUAUCGUUUGGUUUAUGUUGCUCAGCGAGGAAAUCUUUUGGGAAUUUUAGGUGUUAGCCCACCUUUUCCAGGCCAUCACAGACCUAUCUGAUAAAUUUUAAUUUAGUUUUUCAAUUAGUUUAUGCAUAAUCACCAA